CCCCCCCCUUAAGCACAUCCUGUUUGCAGGGCCUUAGCUUUCUAUUGCCAGAUUGGCAAAGCUUCCCAAGCUCUAUUCCCCCAUAAUUUCCAAAAGUCUCAAACAGUGGCUAGGAUGGUAGUUUUGGUAGUUUUCUAGCCCUUUCCUCCUCCUUUACUUUAGUCCCGUUUUAAAUUUUGGUUCAGGGAAAGACUUGUGAGAAUCGCUUGAAAUUUGCAUUUAGAAGUCACAUCCAGCAAGGACUUUGCAAACUUGUUUGGUGUUUUUUUAACACUAGUCAAGGAACUGCUGUAAUACAUGAGCAAAAUGACAUUUUUAGUGGCUGCUGAAUCUUAGAGUGAAAGGUAGGCAUCCCUGUUUUAGCUUUUACCAUAACCAUUGUGACAUAUGUUUACGCAUGGCUUAUACCUCUCGUGAAGUUGUCUGGCUGCGGGCAAUGCAUUACUCCAGAGGUGCUGCUGCACUGAUGCUCUGUAUGUUCACAGUCAUGGGCAAAGCUGAAGGCUCUGUGGCUAGGGAAGAAUGGCACGGACACGUUACUGCUCUCUCUGUUGCACCAGAAUUUCGACGGCUGGGUUUGGCUGCUAAAUUGAUGGAGCUCCUGGAAGAAAUUUCAGAAAAAAAGGGUGGAUUUUUUGUCGAUCUCUUUGUGAGAGUAUCAAAUCAGGUUGCUGUAAAUAUGUAUAAGCAACUAGGCUACAGUGUGUACCGGACAGUCUUAGAGUACUACUCAGCUAGCAGUGGGGAGCCAGAUGAAGAUGCUUACGGUAAGUUCUCGUUCGGUCUCAAAUUGAAUGGAGCGAUUCUCAUGUUGAGGGUUCCUGAGCUUGUUUGUAAGACAAUUAUUCUUUUUUUUGGUAUGUGAAAUAAUUUCAGAUAGUUGCUGAUUAAUGGGAUUUUUGUAUCCUCUUUUAGAUAACUUUUCCCACUUAAGAUUAUAUCAGUUACGAAACUUAAUCUUGCCAUUUACACAUUUUGUAGCAUCUCCAGCAAAAUAAACUGCAAAACAAGAAUAAACAAGAAAGAAUCUCAAUGCUUUCUUCCUUUCAUCCCAUAACAGGGACUUGAAACUUUGUUUUUCUCAGAUGUCUACCUAUAAAUUAACAUUAAAUUGACUGUUAUAAAUUAACAGUCACAACGCCAAGCCCAUCAUAGCUCAAGGAAUAGCUGCACAGUGUUCUAAUCAUACAGUAUAAUUUUAGGUAGUACUAUGUGGAGCAGGGAGUUGCAUCCUUAUGGGUCCCUUCCUACUUGAGGUAGUCUUAUGAUUCUAGGAAAUUUCCUUGAUUAAAAGUUAUCUUAUUUUAAUGGAGUAUUCACUUAAUAUGGCUUUGUAUAAUGACUGUUACUAUUAUAACAUUUUUUCCUUUUGCUAUAGAUAUGAGAAAAGCUCUUUCCAGAGAUACAGAGAAGAAAUCGGUUAUACCUCUGCCUCAUCCUGUGAGGCCAGAAGACAUUGAGUAACAUAAGCUGUGGUUCUCAUGCAAUUUACUGAGUGUCAGGUUCCAUCUCCCGUAACCCCCAGCAACUUAUGGAUAAGUUUUAGGCCAAAUGUUUUUCCCUAAACUCCCUUUUCCUAAUACUAAAAAGCAACAUUGAGAAGCUGACUAACACUGCUUCUCUUGGUAAUGGCUAUAUACUGCCACACUCUAUUAUUUUUUCUUUGACAUAUUGGAGAUUGGGAGACUAUUAAAAUGGUAUUACCUCCUGUA
Messenger RNA from Cyanistes caeruleus (blue tit), 1712 nucleotides. The record is from RefSeq and is a predicted model, not a curated record. Lineage: Eukaryota; Metazoa; Chordata; Aves; Passeriformes; Paridae.